AUGUCCAAUCCCAGCCAAGGAAAGAAAAAGGGAGGAUCGUCCACCCAGCGCCCCGCAAGGCCGCAAGUCGAUCUCAACCCAACCAAUCCAAUCCAAUCCGCCGCGCCGCCGUACGUCGUGAUGGGCACGUCAGCUUCGUCGUUGCUGCACCGGCGCCCCGUCCGCCGCCACGGCUACAAGUCGCUCCCUGAUCGCCACGACGAGGAGGAGAAGCAGGAGAAACAUGAGGAGUUCAUAUUCUUCGAGGAGGAGAGGCAAGGGCCGGCGGCUCUGGAGGCGCGCGGCGCCAUGCUGAGGGACAGAGCGCGCCGCCGGGAAGGCACCGUCUUCGACACCGGGAAGGACCUGAGGGAGUCUGCCCUCUGCUACCUCGUCGCCUUAAACUGGGGCAAAGCUGGACUGGCAUUCGCCGAGCAGGCCAUGUACGGCCUCGAGCUAGGCGACGGGCCGGGCGCGGCGACCGCGUUGCUCCGUUCCGCAAAAUGCUACGUGGAGAUGGAGCACAUAAGCCAGAACAAUGUCGCCUUCGUGGAGCGGGCCCUGGAGGAGGCAACGGCGCUGUUCGUCAAGGCGGGUGACUUGGAGCUAGCCGCCGUCAGCUGCCUGGAGCUGGCCGAGUUCUACAUGGACCGGCAGGACCUGGGGAGCGCGCUGGACUUGUACGAGCAGGCCGCCGAGUACUGCCGCCGCAUGGGCGGCGGGCACCUCGAAGGCUGGCGGCAGUGCACGUACAAGGCCAAGGUGGUCAGGAAUCUGCUGCACAACGAGGAUGCGCUCCGCCUCGAGGGGGUGCUGCCCGUCGAGGAUUACAAGAGGAAGUCCGCCGGGUACAUCCGGUUGUCCGACCCUGACUGGCGCCUCCGAGUGUCUGAGCUGUACCUUUCGACCACUCAUCCUGUAGUAGGACGUCCUGUUGUGUAGUUUGUUAAAUCAAACAUUGAAGAAGUUUUGUGUAAAUAUUUUUUUUUCUCACAUAG
Messenger RNA from Lolium rigidum, 977 nucleotides. RefSeq lists its product as uncharacterized. NCBI's taxonomy places the organism in Eukaryota, Viridiplantae, Streptophyta, Magnoliopsida, Poales, Poaceae. The record is from RefSeq and is a predicted model, not a curated record. Gene Ontology annotation, molecular function: soluble NSF attachment protein activity; syntaxin binding. The transcript is spliced from 3 exons. Bases 1 to 921 code for a protein of 306 amino acids. Gene Ontology annotation, biological process: intracellular protein transport; SNARE complex disassembly. Gene Ontology annotation, cellular component: vacuolar membrane; SNARE complex.